Messenger RNA from Camelina sativa (false flax), 1396 nucleotides. Its product is annotated as serine/threonine-protein phosphatase PP1 isozyme 7-like. The record is from RefSeq and is a predicted model, not a curated record. Lineage: Eukaryota; Viridiplantae; Streptophyta; Magnoliopsida; Brassicales; Brassicaceae. Gene Ontology annotation, molecular function: protein serine/threonine phosphatase activity. Gene Ontology annotation, cellular component: nucleus; cytoplasm.
ACCGUUCUUUUUCUCUAAGAGCAUAAAGGAACAUAAAAAGCUCCAAACUUAUUUUAAUCUAUUUCAUAUAUUGUCAAUAGCUUGAGUUUAAUUUAAACCUUAUAGAGACUCUCUCGUCGUUGUUGUUUCCUCUCAUUGUUAAUCUGUUUCUUGAGGGUUUAUCAAUGGAUGCUGGUACUUUAAACUCGGUGAUCAAUAGAUUGCUUGAAGUUAGAGAGAAACCAGGAAAGACUGUUCAGUUGUCUGAAACAGAGAUUAAACAGCUCUGUUUUGUCUCUAGAGAUAUCUUUAUGAGACAGCCAAAUCUCUUGGAACUCGAAGCUCCUGUCAAAAUCUGCGGGGACAUUCAUGGACAAUAUCCGGAUCUCUUGAGACUAUUCGAAUACGGAGGAUACCCUCCUCGUUCAAACUACUUGUUUCUUGGAGAUUACGUAGACCGCGGCAAGCAAAGCCUGGAAACGAUUUGUCUUUUACUCGCUUACAAGAUCAAAUUCCCUGAAAACUUCUUCCUUCUUAGAGGAAACCAUGAAAGUGCCUCAAUCAAUCGCAUUUACGGCUUUUACGACGAGUGUAAACGCAGAUUCAGUGUCAAGAUUUGGCGAAUCUUCACCGAUUGCUUCAACUGUCUUCCUGUCGCUGCACUCAUCGAUGACCGGAUUCUCUGUAUGCACGGCGGGCUCUCCCCGGAGCUUCUUAGCUUGAGACAGAUUAGGGAUCUUCGUCGUCCCACGGACAUUCCUGAUCGCGGUUUACUCUGUGAUCUGUUGUGGUCUGAUCCUGACAAAGAUGUCAGAGGUUGGGGGCCUAAUGAUCGCGGAGUCUCUUACACUUUUGGAUCGGAUACAGUUUCGGGGUUUCUGAAAAGGCUCGAUCUUGACCUAAUUUGUAGAGCUCACCAGGUUGUUGAAGACGGAUUCGAGUUCUUUGCGAAUAAGCAGCUCGUGACGAUAUUCUCUGCACCGAAUUACUGUGGGGAGUUCGACAAUGCAGGUGCGAUGAUGAGUGUGGAUGAUGAUUUGACCUGCUCAUUUCAGAUCUUAAAACCUAGUGACAAAAAAUCAAAGUUCAGUUUUGGAAGCAGAGGUGGUGUUAAAACUAGCUUCCCUUAUCCUAAAGUCAAGUCGAUUCUGAGUUCACAGAGUUCGAAAGGAUACAACUGAUGACUCCAUAAUUAACAGUCCGCAUAAUAACUGUUCAGCAACUAUGCCAACGUUAUUCGAUGAUAAGGGAGCAAGAGGAUUUUGAAUUUCGGAAUUUUUUUUGAAGUGUUUUUUUUUUUUUUUGUUACCGUUGUGUGGCUACGUGUGUGUGUGUUUUUUCUCUAUUGUUUGUAAAUUUGGAUUGUAACUUUAAGUGUUGGUUUAUGAAAUCUUUAUAUAAUAAAGUAUGUUUUUCA